CUGGGAGUUUGCGGGGCGGGUGCUGGGGACCCAGGGGCCAGGUGAAGGGCCCAGGACUAACAGGGACCGCCCUUGCCAAGGUUUUGCCCUCAGAGGAGGCUAAACACUGCCAAACAGGCCCAGCCUAGGCCCUGGCCCCUGACCGUGUGGCCUAGAGCAGGACUGUGGCUUCAGAAGCCCUUCCUAACCUAUGACCUUCGCCUCCCACUGUCCCCCACCCCUGGACACCCUUUUGGGCAGUCUUGUGCCCCAGGAACCUGGGCUUGGCUGGGCUGACGCGGGGGCUUAGGCAGAAGAAGUUUGGACCCUUGUGCAUUCCGUAGCCAGGCACUGGGCAAGAGCUUUGCGGACAUGGACAUGUUCCAGAAGGUGGAGAAGAUCGGAGAGGGCACCUAUGGGGUGGUUUAUAAGGCCAAGAACAGGGAGACUGGGCAGCUCGUGGCACUCAAGAAGAUCAGGCUGGAUUUGGAAACUGAGGGGGUUCCCAGCACUGCCAUCAGGGAGAUCUCCCUGCUCAAAGAACUGAAGCACCCCAACAUCGUCAGGCUGCUGGAUGUGGUGCACAGGGAGAAGAAGCUGUACCUGGUGUUUGAGUUCCUCAGCCAGGACCUGAAGAAGUACAUGGACUCCACGCCAGCCUCAGAGCUCCCCCUGCACUUAGUUAAGGUGCCGAGGGAAAGACAGAGGGCCAGGGCCACCAUCCCCCUCCCCCUGUCCUGCACCAGCCACCUAGGCUCAGCUGGCUUCUCCUGCUCCUUUCUGCAGAGCUACCUCUUCCAGCUCCUGCAGGGAGUGAAUUUCUGCCACUCUCAUCGGGUCAUCCACCGAGACCUGAAGCCCCAGAAUCUGCUCAUCAACGAGUUUGGAGCCAUCAAGCUGGCUGACUUUGGAUUGGCUCGGGCCUUCGGGGUGCCCCUGCGCACCUACACCCACGAGGUGGUGACACUGUGGUAUCGUGCCCCCGAGAUCCUCUUGGGCAGCAAGUUUUAUUCCACAGCUGUGGAUGUCUGGAGCAUUGGUUGCAUCUUUGCAGAGAUGGUGACUCGUAAAGCACUGUUUCCUGGUGAUUCUGAAAUUGACCAACUAUUUCGUAUCUUUCGCACCCUGGGGACACCCAGUGAAGCCACAUGGCCAGGAGUCACCCAGCUGCCUGACUAUAAGGGCAGCUUCCCCAAGUGGACCAGGAAGGGGCUGGAGGAGAUUGUGCCUAAUCUGGAGCCCGAGGGCAAGGAUCUGCUCACGAAACUCCUGCAGUAUGACCCCAGCAGGAGGAUCUCAGCCAAGGCAGCCCUGGCGCAUCCCUACUUCUUGUCCACGGAGUCCUCCCCGACCCCCCAGUGUGUGCUGGAGCAUUUCUGCCGCUGAGCGCAUGCGCCCUCUCUCUGCCUCUCACUCACUCCCCAGGGAGAACAAGCCUGGGGAGAGGAAAGCUCUGAGGAAUUUUGCAUCAGCCAUCAGAGAGCUGAGUUUGGGUUAGUCCUGCCAGCAGGUUAGCAAGUCCCUGUGUUGUUUGUUGGGUUUGACAGUCCUUUUCAAAAUAGGGGUGCAGAUGCUCCACGCAGAGUGGGAUAGGUUAGCUCCCCAGUCCCCCGGCACUGGAAUGACAGGUGCCAAGUUGCGAGCGGGAGGCUUGCCCAGGGCUGUGGCCGUGGGCCCCAGGGGCCCUCCAGGCCCUUCACCUGACCUGGUUGCAGCUGCAGAACCAGCACCCCGGCUCAUCUGGAGGAAAGGUGCCCCCUGCUGGUGUUUUUGGAUUUCGAGUGUUUGCAGGAAGAUUUGAGUUCCAUUUUGGAAUCCCAAGUUAAACCGGAGGGGGUGAGAGAGGGAGAGGGGCUGUAUCCUGAUCCCCAAAGAGGUUGGGACACAGUGUAGCUGUCACUUCACCGAAGAUAUUGAAGUUGGUUUUCUUCUGCUUGACGAGUGUGAAAUAAAUGACACAUUCCUAUG
This is a messenger RNA of Sciurus carolinensis (gray squirrel), 1947 nucleotides long. RefSeq names its product cyclin dependent kinase 3 (gene Cdk3). Gene Ontology annotation, cellular component: cyclin-dependent protein kinase holoenzyme complex; cytoplasm; nucleus. The transcript is spliced from 7 exons. Bases 352 to 1365 code for a protein of 337 amino acids. Lineage: Eukaryota; Metazoa; Chordata; Mammalia; Rodentia; Sciuridae. The record is from RefSeq and is a predicted model, not a curated record. Gene Ontology annotation, biological process: G1/S transition of mitotic cell cycle; regulation of gene expression; regulation of G2/M transition of mitotic cell cycle. Gene Ontology annotation, molecular function: cyclin binding; ATP binding; cyclin-dependent protein serine/threonine kinase activity.